Messenger RNA from Octopus bimaculoides (California two-spot octopus), 758 nucleotides. Its product is annotated as large ribosomal subunit protein bL20m. Gene Ontology annotation, biological process: translation. Lineage: Eukaryota; Metazoa; Mollusca; Cephalopoda; Octopoda; Octopodidae. Gene Ontology annotation, molecular function: structural constituent of ribosome; rRNA binding. The record is from RefSeq and is a predicted model, not a curated record. Gene Ontology annotation, cellular component: ribosome.
CGUGACCUCUAGAUGUAAGGGGAGAUAAUCCACAGCAGAGGUCAAUUCAUAACCAGGCUUUCCAUUAACAACAGUUGUUAAAUUAAUAAGGUCUAAGUUAUUACGGACGUUUUUGUUUUGUUUUGUUUUUCUAUUGUUAUUUUGUCAAUUGAGCGAAGAGAGGAAAAUCAUUUCUGUCUUUGCAUUCUGUUAAGAUUUAUAUCUAAAAUCCUCAGGAAUGGUGUUUUUAACGCCGGUAAAUGCUGUCCGGAAUCGAGGACCACACAGGUUUUGGAAACGUGCAAUGUACAGAAGAUUAGCAUGGCAUUUCUUUGGUCGUAAGAGGAACUGUUAUUCCAUUUCCAUCCGCUAUGUACAUAGGGCUUUACGUUAUUCUACCUGGGGUAGACGGCUGAAAAAAGCUGAUGCCAAAGAGUUAUUUAUGAUCAGGCUCAAUGCUGCUUGUCAAGAACAUGGUAUUGGAUGUAUGAAAUUUUUAGAUGGUCUUGCUAGAGCUGACAUAUCUCUAAAUCGCAAAGUAUUAGCCGACAUCGCCAUCUAUGAACCACGCACGUUUAAGAGUUUAACUGAAUUAGCAAAACAACAUCACAAAGAAAUGGGAUUCACACCAAAAGGCCUUGAUGGUCCACCUCCUGGCAUUAUUUUGCGUACAAUGCUGUGAUAGAGACAAUUUUUUAAAUACUUUUUUGUUGUGUUUUAGAUAUUCUUUUCAAUAAAAAUUCUAUCUGUAAAAAAAAUAAAUAAUGACAAAACAAAAA